Molecule: messenger RNA, 4719 nt
Organism: Andrographis paniculata
Lineage: Eukaryota; Viridiplantae; Streptophyta; Magnoliopsida; Lamiales; Acanthaceae
Product: protein TOPLESS-RELATED PROTEIN 2-like
Exons: 25
Coding region: 993-4406 (1137 amino acids)
Biological process (GO): regulation of DNA-templated transcription
Molecular function (GO): protein binding
Source: RefSeq, a predicted model, not a curated record
AAAUGCCUAUAAAUAAAUACCAUAUUCCCAGAUAUAUAAAUACUUGAUAGCGAGUGGUAUCUAGACUAGAGAGAGAAGGGACAGCGAGCGAGCGAGCGAGCGAGAGAGAGAGCCGAGGUGUAUACAUCCUGCAGCUGCAUACGUAGAUAGAUAGAUAGAUAGAUAGAUGGUGAGGUAAGAGUGUAGAGGCUGGAAAGUGGAGUAAUUAAUUGUAGGGGAGGGCAGCAGAUAAAAACACCAAAGUGAAAAGAAAAAGGAGGGUUCUUUCUUCCCACCCGAAAGAAAAACCCUAGCGUUUGUUCCUUGCGAAAAUUCCGAGGUUAUUGCAAGCGAGCGAGGGCCCUGUGUUUAGUUUCGCGAGGAUGGGAUGCCGACUCAGAUCUGGGAACUGUAAAGCGUUUGCGUUUUGAUUUCGUUAGCGGCAAGGGUUUGAGAGAAAGGUUGUGGAGGAGGUGGGGUUAAUUUGUGAGGAGGUGCUUCUAUUUCGCGGGGGGAUUCAAUUGUAUUCACUGCAAGUUUUGUAGAUCGUGCUAGUUUCAAGGGUUUCUCACUUUUCCCAUUCGGGGUUUAUUUUCGCCUUGUAAUAUGCUCUGUGACUGUUAGCAUCUUGGGACGUGCUGUAGGCUUAACCAUGUGGAUUUCAAAGAUGGAGACAGGGUAUUUAUGUUUGUGUUGAAGUUGAUAUGUGGAUGAAGCAAUUGCUAACAUUAUAGGAUUAGUAUCUUUGUGCCCUUGUAGAUUUGUUUUCAAGCUUGUGGUUUCCGGAGAUUAGAACACUGCAAUGUGUAUGAAAUGCUACCCUGAUUUAGGGGGGAAUCUGUUGUUUCAUUAAGAAGGAAGGGUGCCUAGGGUGCUCGCUCUGUCUGUGUUGAAGUUGAUAGAAUUGGGAGAUUAGUGCCCUUUUGUUUGAUUGUAUUGUACUUCUUUGAAUUAUAUUGUUUAUUAGUGGGGAUUUUGCACUGGAGUGGUUGGGGAUACCGGGAGGCGUCACUAUGUCGUCCUUAAGCCGGGAACUAGUUUUCUUGAUAUUACAAUUCUUGGAUGAGGAAAAGUUCAAGGAGACCGUGCACAAGCUGGAGCAAGAAUCUGGUUUUUUCUUCAAUAUGAAGUACUUUGAGGAUCAAGUUCAAGCCGGUGAAUGGGAGGAGGUUGAGCGGUAUUUAAGUGGAUUUACCAAGGUUGAGGACAACCGCUAUUCUAUGAAAAUAUUCUUUGAGAUUAGAAAGCAGAAAUAUCUUGAAGCUCUUGACAGACAAGAUCGUGCCAAAGCUGUUGAGAUUCUUGUUAAAGAUCUCAAGGUGUUUGCCUCUUUCAAUGAAGAUCUUUUUAAAGAGAUCACACAACUAUUGACCCUUGACAAUUUUAGGCAGAAUGAACAGCUCUCUAAAUAUGGAGAUACAAAGUCAGCACGCACCAUUAUGCUGGUUGAGCUUAAGAAGCUUAUAGAAGCAAACCCAUUGUUUCGCGACAAGCUCACAUUUCCUGCUUUUAAGGCUUCGAGGUUGAGGACACUUAUCAACCAAAGUCUCAAUUGGCAGCAUCAGCUUUGCAAGAAUCCACGACCAAGUCCAGACAUCAAAACACUCUUUACAGACCAUACUUGUGCAUCUAGUAAUGGCACACGUGCUCCCCCUCCUUCAAAUGCGCCACUUGCUGGGCCUGUUCCUAAACCUGGUGUAUUUCCACCUCUUGGAGGCCAUGGUCCUUUCCAGCCAGUAGUUUCUCCUCCAAGUGCUAUUGCAGGUUGGAUGAGUGCUGCAAAUCCAUCUAUGCCUCAUGCUGCUGUUGCUGCUGCUCCCCCUGGCCUUGUUCAGGCACCUAGCUCUGCUGGGUUUUUGAAACAUCCACGUACCCCUCCGGGUGGUCCUGGAAUGGAUUAUCAGACUGCUGAUUCUGAGCAUUUAAUGAAGCGUCUUCGCGCUGGGCAACCUGAUGAAGUGUCCUUUUCUGGCUCUACUCAUCCACCUAAUGUCUAUUCAACCGAUGACCUUCCCAAAACUGUUGUGAGGAACCUUAGUCAAGGAUCGAAUGUUAUGAGCCUGGACUUUCAUCCACAGCAACAGACUGUUCUUCUAGUUGGAACAAAUGUUGGUGAUAUUAGCAUAUGGGAAGUUGGUUCUCGUGAAAGGUUGGCCCUUAAAACAUUUAAAGUUUGGGAGAUAGGUGCUUGUUCAAUGCCAUUCCAAACAACUUUGGUUAAAGAUGCAACCAUCUCAGUUAAUAGAUGUGUAUGGGGCCCAGAUGGAUCUAUACUCGGUGUUGCUUUUUCGAAGCACAUUGUUCAGAUAUAUACCUACAGUCCAGCUGGAGAGUUACGGCAGCACUUGGAAAUUGAUGCACACAUUGGUGGCGUGAAUGACAUUGCUUUUGCCCAUCCCAAUAAGCAGCUCUGCAUAGUUACAUGCGGGGAUGACAAAACCAUUAAGGUUUGGGAUGCUGUUUCGGGGCGCAGACAAUAUACUUUUGAAGGCCAUGAAGCUCCUGUGUACUCCGUCUGCCCUCACUAUAAAGAGAAUAUUCAGUUUAUAUUCUCUACUGCCAUUGAUGGGAAAAUAAAAGCUUGGCUUUAUGAUUCAUUGGGAUCAAGAGUGGAUUAUGAUGCCCCGGGGCUGUGGUGCACAACAAUGGCAUACAGUGCUGAUGGAACCAGGCUCUUCUCUUGUGGAACCAGCAAAGAAGGUGAAUCCCACCUGGUUGAGUGGAAUGAGAGUGAAGGUGCCAUCAAGAGGACAUACUCUGGUUUCCGGAAGCGUUCAUUGGGUGUUGUGCAGUUUGACACAACCAGGAACCGAUUCUUGGCCGCUGGUGAUGAGUUUCAGAUAAAAUUUUGGGACAUGGAUAAUACCAGCAUCCUCACUUAUACAGAUGCUGACGGUGGACUCCCUGCAAGCCCUAGAUUAAGAUUCAAUAAGGAAGGUUCACUGUUGGCUGUUACAACCAGUGACAACGGAAUUAAGAUCUUGGCAAAUACUGAUGGGCAGCGCAUGUUGAGAAUGCUGGAAACAAGAGGAUUUGAUGGGUCUCGUGGUCUUUCUGAGCCAAUGAAUGUCAAACCUGCCCUUGCUGGCGCAUUAGGUCCCAUUACCAAUGUUUCAGCCACAGUAUCUCCUAUCCUUGAGCGCACAGAUAGAGUUCAGCAGCCAAUGUCCCUUUUGGCUAGCAUGGAAAGCAGCAGGGUAGCUGAUGUGAAACCUAGGAUUCUCGAGGCUCCUGACAAAAUUAAUAAAACCUGGAAGUUCCCGGAUGUAUCUGAACCUUCUCAGCUAAAGACGCUGAAGUUACCUGACUCACUCACACCAAGCAAAAUUGUGCGAUUGUUGUACACAAAUUCUGGGCUUGCUGUUCUGGCACUAGCUUCCAAUGCUGUCCAUAAGCUUUGGAAAUGGCAGCGCAAUGAACGCAAUCCAUCUGGAAAGUCAUCUGCCUCUAGUGUGCCUCAGCUGUGGCAGCCAACUAAUGGGGCUCUCAUGUCAAAUGACUUGAAUGACGCCAAACCGUCUGAAGACUCAGUUGCAUGUAUCGCAUUGUCCAAGAAUGAUUCAUAUGUCAUGUCUGCAUCAGGGGGAAAGGUCUCCUUGUUUAACAUGAUGACCUUCAAGGUCAUGACAACUUUCAUGCCGCCGCCACCUGCAGCUACUUAUCUGGCAUUUCAUCCUCAGGAUAACAAUGUGAUUGCAAUUGGAAUGGAAGACUCUACAAUACAGAUUUACAAUGUGAGGGUUGAUGAGGUUAAAACCAAGCUCAAGGGUCACCAGAAACGGAUUUCAGGACUUGCAUUUUCUCAGAGUUUAAACAUAUUGGUUUCAUCUGGUGCCGAUGCUCAGCUGUGUGUCUGGAGCAUCGAUGGAUGGGAGAAGAAGAAAUCACGUCCAAUACAGCCACCUCCAGGCCAGUCAGCACCCUUGAUUGGGGAAACCCGAGUGCAGUUCCAUAAUAAUCAAUCUCAUCUGCUGGUUGUUCAUGAAAGCCAAAUUGCAAUUUAUGAUGCUCAACUUGAAUGCCUGCGCUCGUGGUAUCCAAGAGAUUCGCUCUCCUCACCUGUGUCAUGUGCUAUAUACUCAUGUGACGGCCUGUUGAUCUUUACUGGAUUUUGUGAUGGUGCGGUUGGAAUAUUUGAUUCUGAAAGCUUGGCUCUUCGAUGCCGGAUUGCGCCUUCUGCUUAUAUUUCGUCACCUAUCCCCAGCAGCAGCGGAGGCGGCAACUCCUUCCCUGUAGUGAUUGCGGCCCAUCCAUCAGACCCGAACCAGUUUGCACUGGGCAUGAGCGACGGUGCAGUCCAUGUCAUUGAGCCAUCUGAUGCAGAGACAAAGUGGGGCGGCUCGACCUCUCAAGAGAACGGCGUCUUGCCAUCAAUCCCGUCAAGCUCAGCAAUGAACAGUCAGCCGUCGGAAACCCCAUCCAGGUGACAUGCGAUGUGAUGUGGCUAUAAUCAAUCAUUGAAAUCAUCUUGUCUGGGUUGGGGAAAAGGUUGCAAGUUUUUGGCCUACUAUUAUUGUAAAGUCUUUUUAUCUUCUUUACUCCAUGAAUGAUAUUAUCGACCAGUGUUUUCAUCUUCCUGACUAAAUAGACAAGAGGGGUUACUGUUACUCACAUCACUUCUACUUCUACUGGUGGCUAGCGAAACCAUUGUUUUUUUUAUUUGUUUGUUUGUUGUAAACCUUCUAUAAAAUUUUAUUGCUGAUUUUUAUUAGUGGUAUUUCAUGAAUGCUGUUUGUUUGA